AAUGAAUUAUUAUGAAUUAUUAGGGGUAGAUGAUAAAUGUUCACCUGAAAACAUAAGGAAAGCAUUUCUUAAUAAAAUUAGAUUUUGUCAUCCAGAUAAAAAUGGAGAUGCUAAAGAAGCUUAAUCUUUAAUAGAAGCAUACAAAGUAUUAAUGAAUUGUAGAGAAGAAUAUAAUUAAUCAUUAAGAUCUCAAUUUAAAUACUGUUUUGAUAUAAUGACAGUGAAAUGUAAUUAUGUUGAAUAUGAAUGUGAAUAAUGUGGAGAAGAAAAUCAAAUUGAAUUAAAUAGUUAAACUAAUGUGAUAGUUGAAUGUAGAAGUUGUAAUUUGAAGUUAUAAAUAUUCUAAUAGUGA
This is a messenger RNA of Paramecium primaurelia, 352 nucleotides long. Lineage: Eukaryota; Ciliophora; Oligohymenophorea; Peniculida; Parameciidae. The record is from the annotation of a GenBank genome assembly.